Molecule: messenger RNA, 2084 nt
Organism: Hydractinia symbiolongicarpus
Lineage: Eukaryota; Metazoa; Cnidaria; Hydrozoa; Anthoathecata; Hydractiniidae
Product: E3 ubiquitin-protein ligase TRIM23-like
Exons: 8
Coding region: 36-1754 (572 amino acids)
Biological process (GO): vesicle-mediated transport; intracellular protein transport
Cellular component (GO): cytoplasm; lysosomal membrane; plasma membrane
Molecular function (GO): GTP binding; GTPase activity; zinc ion binding
Source: RefSeq, a predicted model, not a curated record
UACGGGUUGCAAAACGUACACACUGAUGGAGAAAAAUGGCCGGGGGUGGUGGUGGCAGUGGAAAUGCCAAAAGGUUUUUAUUUGACGCCACGCCAGUCCGCUCUCCUCUAAGCCCUAAUUCUCGUACAAGGCUAAAAAGAAACAAUGCAUUAGAAUGUCGUAUUUGCGAAGAUAUUUUCACGUUACAAGGGGACAAGGUUCCACGCUUGUUAUCAUGUGGGCACUCUGUAUGCCAUGAGUGUUUAUCCAAAAUUCAAACUCACGAUUUGGUGAUUCAAUGUCCCUUUGAUAGGAUGCCCACGCAAAUGGGAGAUUCUGGUAUAUGGGGAUUGAAAAAGAAUUUUGCUCUGUUGGAACUUCUCGAACGAAUCAGCCAAAACAAAGAAGAGUCGGGUUUUUCUGAGUUAACUGUCGACGAACAAACAACAUUCACAAAAUGUGAUGAGGACAAUCAGCACAAAGCUACACUGUACUGUACGGUGUGUUUGACAAAUUUGUGUGAAAAGUGCGCCAAAGAGUCUCACACUGCGAAGACUUUAUCACUACACAAACAUGUAUCCCUGUCAGAAAAACCUAAAAUUAAUCCGCCAUGUUCUCAGCAUCCCAGUCAUGUGUUGGAGUUCGCAUGUUUAGAGGAAACCUGUCGUGAAAACCCUUUGAUGUGUUAUAUUUGUAAAGAUUACGGAAAGCAUAAAGGACACAAGCAUGUUCUUAUCGGGUCAGAAGCUGAUAACAUUAGAAAUUCCAUUACUAAUGCUGUACAACACGUAAAGACAUUCUCAGGUGAAGUGUCUGAGUUUGGAAGGAAGUUGGCAGAAAUGACAGAAAAGAUUGAAGGUGUUUCAGUCGCAGAAAAUAGUAGAAGUAAUAUUGGUACAGCUGAAAAAGCCAGACUGCGUGUGCAUGAGUAUUUCACAGACCUGCGGGACACGAUUCAGCAACAAGAGGACGAAGCUUUGCAUGUGAUUAAUACAUACGUUCGUGAGAAACUCUGUGCUCUAAGACAGCAACAGGAAGACAUGAAUGUGUUGGUGUCUCAGAUCUCCAACGUAUGUGUUCAGUGCGAUCACGCUCUCCAACGUAGUGAUGCCGAGGUGAUCCAAGCUCGUUCCAACAUCGUCACACUGCUGGACACCGUGCAACAACAACAACAAGUGUUCACUGACUUAGCCGUAUUGUGCACAGAAGAUCCAAACAUCCCAUUUGCUUUCACUAAAGACAAUCGUGUACACAUUGGGCCAAAAAUGGAAAUGAGGGUGGUCGCUUUGGGUUUGGAUAACGGAGGCAAAACAUCGAUCCUUUUUAAGUUGAAACAAAACGAGUUUGUACCGGCCAUAACCACGAUAGGCUUCAACGUGGAGACGAUCGAGCAUAAGAACGUCAAGUUCACAAUAUGGGAUGUCGGAGGUGUUCAGAAAUUGCGACCUUUGUGGAGACACUAUUAUUUAAAAACGCAAGCGGUGAUCUUUGUGAUAGACAGUACGAAUGCAGACCGACUUUCUGAAGCUCAUGAUGAACUAUCGAAACUUGUAGCUGAGAAAAGAUUGCAAGAAGCGUUAGUGUUAAUAUAUGCAAAUAAACAGGACCUCCCUAAUGCUAUAUCUGUAGACGAACUUCGCGACAGAAUUGGUAUCCACAGAAUCUGCUCUGGAAGAACGUGGACGAUGAUUGGUUGCAGUGCGCACACCGGCGAUGGGCUGCAAGAAGGUUUAGAUUGGAUGGCGAGACAAUUUUUGUCGGAGUUUGAACCAUAAAGACAACAACAACAACAACAACAGGAUGUUUAGUUUUAAAAUACCCGUAAAGGUAUGCCAGCAAUAUUGGUCGUAAACGAAGAAAAACGAAAGUAAAGCUUUAACCUCUGGGAGAAACAAGAUGUCGAGGAGGCGAGAUAGUUAUGUAGCGAGAUAGUUAUGUAGUCGAGGUUGUGUUACGGUUUACGUAAAAGUUAUCAAUGAUUCACGUGUAUUGCUACUUAUACUAAAGUUUAAAACUGUUUUUUUUUUUCUGUAAAUUUUAUUGUAUUGGUAUUCAAAUUUAUUUGUAAAUAACUAAGGUUUUCAAAUAAUUUAAAAUUUAGUAUA